AUGAGUAAAGAACUGAACUUAUUGAGGGAGACAAUCUUAAUUAAGCACCCGCACGUGAUUCGUAACCGGCUGAGAAAUGGGGAUGGUAAACCCCUUCCACCUGCAACAGCUUGUUCGCGAUCAGAUGUAAACCUACUAGCUCGCUGUUUGCCAUCGUCUCACCUGUCGCCGUCGUCUCGUCUCUCACCGGUUGCCGUCCGUGCCUCCGUCAAAGGUUUCAAUGUUGAGAUUGUUGAGUACAAGAAUGUUAGCUUCACAGUUUGGGAUGUUGGAGGACAAGACAAGAUUCGACCACUGUGGAGGCAUUAUUUUCAGAACACACAAGGGCUUAUCUUUGUGAAUUAG
Molecule: messenger RNA, 345 nt
Organism: Arachis duranensis
Lineage: Eukaryota; Viridiplantae; Streptophyta; Magnoliopsida; Fabales; Fabaceae
Exons: 4
Coding region: 1-345 (114 amino acids)
Biological process (GO): intracellular protein transport; vesicle-mediated transport
Cellular component (GO): cytoplasm
Molecular function (GO): GTP binding; GTPase activity
Source: RefSeq, a predicted model, not a curated record